Molecule: messenger RNA, 1833 nt
Organism: Folsomia candida
Lineage: Eukaryota; Metazoa; Arthropoda; Collembola; Entomobryomorpha; Isotomidae
Gene: Rbsn-5
Product: rabenosyn-5
Exons: 2
Coding region: 197-1630 (477 amino acids)
Molecular function (GO): metal ion binding
Source: RefSeq, a predicted model, not a curated record
UGUUGACUUGAUAUUCUGCUCAGGUUGCUCCCACUUAUGACUUCUCUAUUUCACUUGCAUUGCAUUUUUACUACAUUUUGUACAUUCUUUUCUGUCCUGAUAAGUCUAAUCUGAUAUCAACAGAGGGUUUGUUGUCAAAACAAACUGUGGGGUUACAUGAUUAUCGAAAGAGUUAAACCAAAGAGAGGAGAGAGAGAUGUCGGAGAUUCGUCAGGCGCAGGAAGCCAUCAGUGAAGGGUUCAUUUGUGCCAAUUGUCGACGACAGUUUGGUGGAGUUUCCGAGCUACUCACCCACUACGAACUCUGUCAGAAGAAGGGGGGUGGUGGGGACGAAAACGGGGCGUCCUCCGGAUUCAAGAGCAUUUUUGGAAAGGCCAGACAAAAGUUGAAGUUUGAGUCACAACAAAUCCAGUCACAGUUCCAGCAGCAGCAGCCAUCGUGGUCCUCGUCGCGGGGUCCGCAGCAGGGAAGCGGGUUUCAGGACAAGUCCAGCCCCACACCCACAUAUUUUAAUGACUUUGACACCUCCACGGACGUUCAAGGAGUGGUCCGUUCAUCCUUUGAGGAUUUCAGAAAAAUUCGCUCAGGGCGGAUGGAACGGUAUGCUGCAGAAAGUAACAAGUUAAAGAUAAGACUGUCCAAAUUGGUCUCGGGGCUGGAAAAAUUUCCUGGGCUGAUGACAAAGUCUACUGCUGGAUUUCAGGACUCAUCAGAAUGGAAAGCACAUGAAAAAUCCGUGGUAAAUUGGCUGGAGGAAAAACCCGUGACGAGAUGUCCCGAAUGUACACAAGCGUUUAGUCUGCUCAGGCGGAAGCAUCACUGUAGACUCUGUGGAUCAAUUUUAUGUGAUGAUUGUUCUGGGUUCAUUCCUCUCGCAGAAUCAUUCGAAAUACUGCAUUCCGAAAGAAAAAUACGCGAAUCAUCCGCCUGUGCUUCCAUUACAUUCCGAACGUGCGUCCAUUGUGCCAGAAUUUUAAGACAAGAGAGCCAAUCCCCGUUCAGCAAGUAUAAUAAGAAAGGUGCAGACAGCACAGAGAAAACAUUAUUAGAAGUUUAUGGCACGAUCAGGGAAAAGAUGGCAGAAAUUGAUAACCUCCUCCCACAACUAGUCACUGUUGUAGAAUCCAUUAGGAGUGGAGAAACUUUGUACAGCCGAGAAGAAGGGAAUUCACUUAGGUCCAAAUUGCUUCGUGCUACAGAGCAAAUUGACCUUUUAAGUAAGCAAAUAAGUACACUCAAGUGCGAAUCUAGCUCGAUGCUUAUGUUGCAGCAAAGAAUACGUCAGAAUUGUGUCGCCUAUAUUCGAGACUUUAUAAGAUCAGUUCCGGUUGUACCAGAUGCUGCGGAUGACUCUUCUUCGACAUCUUCAAGCAUUGGUGGAGCUUCCAGCAUUAUUUUAACAGGGGAUGGGUGGUCAAUAUCAGCCCCUGAGCAUCAUGAUGAUGGCUCUCAUGGUGUAGGGGCACAUUCAAUCGAUAUUGAUGACAAUCCGGUACAACAACAAAUAAAAAACGUCAAGUUUUAUAUAGAACAAGCAAAGGCGGCUGGUAAAAUGGACGAAGUGGAAAUGCUCGUGUCAAGUUUACGGGAUUUGCUUUUGUGGCAAAAUGACCAGGAAAAUAAAUUUUAGCAACCUUUUCGUUUCAUAUCUAUCUAAGUGUAUAAUAAUAGUGUAAUUUGUAUGCAAAGUAUGUGACAUUCUUUUAAAUCUUUAUUCAGAAGAAGACAACUCUGUCAAAGUUUUUUGUUACUGUGUUCCUACGUACAUACGUAUAUACAUGUCUAUUUAGAUAGCUUUAUUAUCAAAAUAAAGUUUUUGUGAUAUUAAAAGUA